Punctularia strigosozonata HHB-11173 SS5 is the source of this 1929-nucleotide messenger RNA. RefSeq lists its product as uncharacterized. The transcript is spliced from 3 exons. NCBI's taxonomy places the organism in Eukaryota, Fungi, Basidiomycota, Agaricomycetes, Corticiales, Punctulariaceae. Bases 1 to 1929 code for a protein of 642 amino acids. Gene Ontology annotation, molecular function: protein tyrosine/threonine phosphatase activity; MAP kinase tyrosine/serine/threonine phosphatase activity. The record is from RefSeq and is a predicted model, not a curated record. Gene Ontology annotation, biological process: negative regulation of MAPK cascade; protein dephosphorylation. Gene Ontology annotation, cellular component: cytoplasm.
AUGUCUUCCGCUACUUCAGAAACUUCCGAUUUUCUUCCCUUCAACCCCGCCCUCAGCACCAAGCCCAAGGCCCUCAGGAAUAUGAAGCGGCUCUCGCUCACGCUGCCCUCUGCGCAGUCGUCCAGCAGCUCGCUCGCUCUCCCGCCGCCGCCCGAAGCGCCGCAGCAAAUAGAACCCCCUACGGGACGGCUCCGCAGACCGUCCGUGGCCUCGCUUCCGGUGCUGCAUCGCAGAGAGGAAGACGGGGGAUCUCCCACAGCCCCUUACGCUGACGGUCCCAUCCAAAUCCUGCCCGGCAUCUGGUUAGGUUCAGAGGAUAACGCCAAGGACUAUGCAGGGUUGAUACAGCGUGGGAUCAAGGCCAUCCUCAACGUCGCGAAGGAGGUCGCCUCUCCGUUCGACGCCGCAUCGGCGCAGCCGAUCCGGCCCUUCGCGUCCACGCCCAAUCUGAGCGAAACUAUGGACACGUCCCGGUCCACCUAUUACCCCCCGCACGUGCCUACGGGCAGGCCUGGGAUGCACUAUCUAAAGCUGCACUGGUCUCAUGGUCAGUCGGACCUCAUCCAGCAGGGUUUCCCUGCAGCUAUGCAAUUUGUCGACCAAGCUCUCGAGCGGAACGAGGGCGUCCUCAUCCACUGUCAAUGUGGCAUCUCGCGGUCGGCCACCAUUGUGAUCGCGCUUGUUAUGCGUGCCGCCGCAACUUCUUCGCCUCAUGUCUCCCCUGAAGUGUGGGAACUCAAAGGCUACCAUGCCGCCUAUGAAUUCGUGAAAAACAAAAGCAAACAUGUCGGACCCAAUAUGUCUCUGAUUUACCAGUUGUUGGACUAUGAGCGCACCUUACGGCCCGGAAAUACGUCACCUACGCCAUCGGACAAGUCGUCCGAUGUUGCGGAGCUGGAGGAGGAGUGGGGGCGGAGGCGGCAGAUGAUGGAGGCGGCGUCGUCAGAUACCGACGAUGAUUGGCGGGAUAACAUCGAGGUUGCGCGGGAGGCCAGAGCCUUGGACAAGGCGAUGGAGGAUCGCAUAUUGGCGCGCAAGGCGUCGGCUUCGUCCACGUCGUCGGGUGGCUUGGGUAUGGGUCUUGCAUGGAAGACUCGUUACGGCGGGCGCCGUAGAACGGCCUCCAUCGCCAGUAACCUCACCAACGGCAGCAUCCUCAGUGAGGACUUAGUCGAGGAAGACGAGGAGGCGGAGCUGCUGGGUGUGGGUGGUGGAUUCGACGACAAGAGUCCCAUGUCGCGCGCAUCGAGCGCGGAGCCCGAAGACCUCUCCGACCCCCGGGAAGGGACCACGCCUUUCACGCCUAUGACCGCUCGUCCGUUAAGAACGCCCAGACCUCCGCCUUCUGCGCCCGCCCAUAAGACCGCGUUCGUGCUCCCGCCUCCUCCUGCCACGGCAAUUCGUGCUACGUUCGAUUUGCCCUCGCGCGGCAGGUUCGGCGCCAAGCCCAGACGCCGUCCGGCGCCCCUCGCUAUUCUGCCUCCCGUCCCCUCAUCGCCCGAAGCCCCUCCCUCCGCCAAAGGCCCUCCCAUCACCACCAAGCCCCCGCAGUCGGCCAAACCCGCCGUACCUACGCGCCUGCGCACCGAAUCCCGCCGCCCGACUCCACCUCCCCUCUUCCUCCGCUCGCUCUCGAACGAGGUCCUUCCCAUCAACAAAAACUCACCCCAAACACAGCAGAACGUCAACACGCCGUCACAGACGCUCUUCGUCUUCCCGCCGUCGCCCACGCCUACCGCACGGACGCCGUCCACCAUGACCCUCAUGUCGCACGCCGCUCCUGUACCCUUCCCGCUCGUUUCUCCCCCCAAGGUAUCGACCGUGCGCGCGCACGGGCGCACGCGGUCCUUCAUCGGGCUAGGCGUGCCGCCCACGCCGACGACGGCCUGCUCGCGCGUAGACGCGCGCGGCUGGUUCGGCGGCAGCUGA